Messenger RNA from Cuscuta campestris, 1368 nucleotides. Lineage: Eukaryota; Viridiplantae; Streptophyta; Magnoliopsida; Solanales; Convolvulaceae. The record is from the annotation of a GenBank genome assembly.
ACAAAUAAAUGAAAGUUUUUUUCUUUGGUAAAAUACCAAAUUGUACACAUUUGCGUGAGUUGAUAAUUUUUGCCCAUUUUUGUGUUUUUUUCUCACUCCGGUAUAAUCACAUACUUCCACUGCAACUACUGCUCAAACCUCAUCCUCGGUGCAGUACAGCUUUUGUCUAGCGAAAAACACACUACACUCCACUCUUCUUGCUUCAUAAACCUCUGCAAUUUUUUUACAUUUCAGAGUUACAUAAUAGAGAGAUUUUGAUUUUGAUGUCGAAACCCUUUGAGGAGCAUGAUUACAUAGGCUUAUCCCGGGCCUCUUCUUCAAUGGAGAGCUCUGAAAAGGCCUGUGCUUCAUCACUUGGAAGAGAAAUGAGUGGCAAAGAUUUGAACUUUAAGGCCACUGAGCUUAGAUUGGGGUUGCCUGGUUCGGAGUCCCCAGAUAGGGGUUUUGAGGGUUUCAGGGUUUUGGCUUCUGGGGCCAAAAGGGGGUUCUCGCACACCAUUAAUGGCGGUUCUGGGACGAGGGCUUUCGCUGGAUCUGAGAAUAGCAGACACCUUACUGAUGUGGCUUCAGCUGUUGUGAAAGAAGAGAAGAAGUCUCAGGUUUCCCCUGCUGCAAAGGCUCAGGUGGUUGGGUGGCCCCCGAUUCGGUCUUUUCGAAAGAAUUCGAUGACUGCUAUUCCUCCAAAGAAGGAAGAAGAAAAGUCCCAUGGAAAGCCGGGAUCAAGCUGUCUCUAUGUCAAAGUCAGCAUGGAUGGUGCACCUUACUUGAGGAAAAUUGACCUCAAGAACUAUGGCAGCUAUAAGGAUCUCUCUUUGGCUCUGAAAAACAUGUUCAGCUGCUUUACAUUCGAAUGUGUUCUUACCUUUGAGGACAAGGAUGGCGAUUGGAUGCUCGUCGGUGAUCUCCCAUGGGAACUGUUUGUCAAUGCUUGCAAGCGACUAAGGAUCGUGAGAAGUUCUGAUACAACAACUGGUCUAGCAGCUCCGCGGGUGAUGGAGAGAAGUGCAUAAGGCACUAAACACGCACUUCUCUCGCAGCAAGAGGAUCCAUUUUCUCCUCUCGUCUGUCUUAUGACAUGUUACGUGUUAUCGUUAUUCUAUCAACUUAGCAGCGAGAGGAUCCAUUAUAUGUUCCAUCUUGUAGGGGUAGUAAACUGAAUGCUGGUUUGGUAUCCACAGUUAUUUAUUAUUCCAAUGUGUUAUUCUUGCUUUGAUAUGUAUAAGCUUGCACUUCUAUAUCAUUGCAUUGUUUUUAUUACACAUUGUUAUAUGAGGCUACUUCUUUUGACACUGGAUGCAGUCUGUAACGGUCCUUGAUAUCACUGGAACCUAUCACGAAUUGUUCUUAGAAUCAAUUGCUACCAUUAUA